CAAAAAUGGAGCCUCUCACAACUGCUUAUCCUCUGAAGUACUCAAUCCCCAAAGCCAGGGUCUUUGUUGUCUCUCUGUCGAUGGUUUUGUGUACUGCCAUCCUCUGCCUGUUACAACUCAGAUUUUUUAAACCUAAAAUCAAAGAUUUUUAUUCUUUCGAAGUCAAAGAUUCACGAGGAAGGAUCGUUUCCUUGGAGAAGUACAGAGGGAAAGCAACUUUGGUUGUAAACGUGGCCAGUUACUGCCAACACACAGACAAAAAUUACAUAGCGCUGCAAGAACUACACAGAGAGUUUGGUCCCUCCCACUUCACUGUGCUGGCUUUUCCCUGCAACCAGUUUGGAGAAUCAGAGCCUAGUUCAAGCCAGGAAAUAGAAUCUUUUGCCAAAGGAAACUAUGGAGUAACCUUCCCUGUUUUCCACAAAAUCAAGAUCCUAGGAUCAGAAGCAGAGCCCGCCUUUAAAUUUCUAAUAGAUUCUUCAAAGAAAGAGCCUCGAUGGAAUUUCUGGAAGUACCUUGUCAGCCCAGAGGGUAAAGUUGUGAAAUUCUGGAGACCUGAAGAGCCCAUAGAAAGUAUAAAGCCAGAAGUAACAUCAUUAAUUAGGCAGAUUAUAAUGAAAAAAAGAGAAGACCUCUGAAAAAGCUGCUCAUGCCGUGAAUCCAUUCAGUACAACUUUACUACAUUCCUGGGAAAUACUACUAGAAGCUAAACCAUCAGGUGACUUGACUUCUCUUUGGUGUUAGUCUUUUCAGCUACACUAUGUCAAUUAAUGUUGGAUUGGCCCCUGCAACAGCAUUGAGAACCAAUGAGCUU
Mesitornis unicolor (brown roatelo) is the source of this 814-nucleotide messenger RNA. It is a transcript of the gene GPX8, whose product is annotated as glutathione peroxidase 8 (putative). Lineage: Eukaryota; Metazoa; Chordata; Aves; Mesitornithiformes; Mesitornithidae. The record is from RefSeq and is a predicted model, not a curated record. The coding region runs from base 6 to 638 and encodes 210 amino acids. Gene Ontology annotation, biological process: response to oxidative stress. The transcript is spliced from 3 exons. Gene Ontology annotation, molecular function: glutathione peroxidase activity.